This is a messenger RNA of Nelumbo nucifera (sacred lotus), 1475 nucleotides long. RefSeq names its product purple acid phosphatase 22-like. The record is from RefSeq and is a predicted model, not a curated record. Lineage: Eukaryota; Viridiplantae; Streptophyta; Magnoliopsida; Proteales; Nelumbonaceae. Gene Ontology annotation, molecular function: acid phosphatase activity; metal ion binding.
UCUUCUUCUUCUUCCUCUCCUGCAUCCAACAGAGCUUUAGACAUGGAGAAAGCAUGGUCGUAUGUGUUUUCUUCGCUACUCAUCUUCUUCUUCCUUCAAUUCAUUCAAUUGCAGGCAUCGUCGUCCAUGUAUACUCGCCCUCCUCCUCGAAGUAUUAUCUUCACUCCACACAAUCGCUCUGAUUCCGAACCUCAACAGGUACAUAUUUCAUUGGUUGGAAGAGAUCAUAUGAGAAUUUCAUGGAUUACCCAGAAGCAUGCACCGUCGAUUGUAGAAUAUGGUAAAACUCCGGGGAAAUAUGAUGCAUCCGUCACCGGUGAUCACACUUCCUACCAUUACUUCUUUUACCUCUCCGGCAAGAUCCACCAGGCUACCAUCGGACCUUUGGAUCCCGACACAAACUACUACUACCGGUGUAGUGGGACCGGCGAAGAAUUCACUUUGAAAACUCCUCCCACAACGUUCCCCAUUGAAUUUGUAGUUGCAGGCGACCUGGGACAGACCGAGUGGACGGAAUCGACACUAGCGCACAUCGGCAGCAGGAACUACGACGUGCUGCUGCUCCCGGGGGAUCUAUCUUACGCAGACACCCAACAGCCGCUCUGGGACACCUUCGGACGCUUCGUGGAGCCCUAUGCCAGCAGCCGGCCGUGGAUGGUGACAGAGGGAAACCAUGAGAUUGAAGUCGUCCCGAUCAUCCAUUCCCAGGCCUUCACCGCCUACAACACAAGGUGGAGGAUGCCGUUCGAGGAGAGCGGCUCCAAGUCCAAUCUCUACUACUCGUUCGACGUUGCCGGCGUCCAUGUUGUCAUGCUGGGGUCUUACACCGACUUCGACGCUGGCUCGGAGCAGUACAAGUGGCUGCAGUCCGACUUGGCCAAGGUCGACAGGAGUGUCACGCCAUGGAUCGUGGUCUGCCUUCACGCGCCAUGGUAUAACACCAACAUAGCCCAUCAGGGUGAAGGAGAGAACAUGAGGAAAGCCAUGGAGGAGUUGCUGUACCAGGCCCGAGUUGACACUGUUUUGGCUGGACACGUUCAUGCCUACGAACGCUUUACUAGGGUUUACAAUAACAAGGCCGAGCAAUGCGGUCCAGUGCACGUAACGAUUGGUGAUGGCGGAAACAGAGAAGGGCUUGCUUUAACGUUUAAGAAACCCAACUCUCCUUUAUCUCUGUUCCGAGAGGCGAGCUUCGGACAUGGCCGGCUAACGGUGUAUAACCGAACGCAUGCUCACUGGUCAUGGCACCGGAAUGACGAUACUGACUCAACCGUCGGUGACGAGGUGUGGUUGGAAAGCCUUGCUGGGUCUUCUAGAUGUGGGGUUUCUGUACAUUCUAGAUCUGAUGAUGAUGAACUAUAAAUAAACAAAAGAAUGUUGAAUUUCUUUUUGGGAGGGAUAUCAGAUAUGGGUUUAAUCAAUUUAUAUUCCUGACUUGGGUUAGUUUGCAUAUAUCUAACAUGUAAUUCAUUGAU